GAGGUAGUGGUAUGUUGAUGCACCUUAUCUGUUUUGUAUUUCAAUCUUUAUAUUUUGCGAAGCGUACCAAUAUUAUUAUCAAUGAAAACAUGUUGCAAAAUCCUAUUACAACUUGAGCCAACGUUCGCCGAAAAAAGAAAAUACUGCAACUAUUAUUUUAAAUUAGUCAAUUGAUAAAAUUAUGUUUAAAUGUAAUUUUUAAUUUUGAAUAGUCGUUAGUUCUAAAGGUGCGAGCUGUCAUCGAAUAAUUCCUUGAUUGGUUUACGCGUUUUUAUUUAUAUUUUAAUAUGUGUCGUUUCAAAUUUUUAGUGCCAUUUUAAUUUAAGAAUAAAAAAUGAAAACGAUACUUUUGUUGAGUUUUUAUAUUUUGGGUGCGAUCACCUUAUCUAGUGUUGUGUCAUUAUCCAUUUACAAUGAUGAUGCUUUAUCGGUUUUUCAAAGCAACUUAAAUUUUGAUGAUGAUAUUUUCACAAUAAAUGAACAUCGUAUACCAAAUUCUCCUAGUAGAAUCAAACGUAGCAGUUCCAUACCGUUAAAGUUGUCUGAGAAUAAUAUAACAUCUAAAGUAACAUAUUUAAAUGAGAGUCGACAACAGUUGAUGGUGCACUGGGUUGGUGAAAAUUCCAAUGUAAUAAUAUGUCUAGCUCGCGAAGGUGGUGGUCUUUCCUCUGCUGUGUAUAUUUCUUAUGACUAUGGUGACACAUAUCAAAAUAAAACAGAAAAUUUUAAAGUUGACACUACUCAAAAUUUAUAUGCUUCAAUUGACAAGUUUUACAUACAUCCUACAUUUAAAUCUUAUUGUGUUUAUACAGAUGUUGUUAACCAUAAAAUUUUCACUACAAUUGAUCAUAGUGUUACUAUCAAAUCAAUACAAUUAUCUUUUGUGCCAAGUGAAAUAGCUUACAGACCUGAUAUACCAUUUGUAUUUGUUGUUCAUGACAAAGUCAGUCCAACUAAACAACUAUGGAUAACGCAUGAUUUUGGAAAAACUUGGUCUGUGCUUGAAGAACAUGUUAAAGCAUAUUUUUGGAUUCCAGUUACAUGGAGUUUGUACAGACAAGGUUACUCCUUUAUCAUUCAGCGCGAGGAAUCCCUUACUACAUCUAAUGUUAUUGCCGUAUCUGAAAAUGUUAAUUUUGGACAGAAUAACUUAACUACCUUAGCUGUUAAUGUUCUUCAGUUAAAAGUUAAAGAUGACUUUAUGUUUAUGACUACUCAACUAUCAAAGAAUAAUUUAGAUUUGCUUAUCAGUUAUAAAGGAGGAAAUCUUAUUCGAGCUCGCUUUGACACUGAACUUGAUAAACAGGAUUAUUUAGUUACUGAUAUUACUUCUAAUAGAAUUAUGGUGGCUGUUGCUCAUACCCGUACAUUAUCUAAUCUAUAUGUAUCUGAUGUUUUUCAAUCGGACAAAGACACCAUAACAUUUAGUUUAUCUCUUGAAAGAGUGGUUGCAUAUUUUCCCAAUGUGACAUGGACAGAAUCAUUGAUAAGUGACUUAUGGGCGGAACCAUUUGCUGAUGUUCAUAAAGUUAAAGGACUUCAAGGAAUUUAUAUUGUUUCCCAGAUUUUAUCUGGAAUGCCAAUGGGUAGUGUAGAUAUUGCACCAGAACAUCUUGUAACAUUAAUCACAUUUGAUUGGGGUAUUGAAUGGAAGCCACUAAAUGUGACACGCUCAUUUUCUCACUGUGAAAAAGCAGAGAAUUGUUCAUUACAUUUAAGCCAAAUGUUUGCUCAUGUAUAUCCUGUUACUAGAACACACACAUUUAUUUUAUCUUCUGUGUCUGCUCCUGGUAUUAUAAUGGCAACUGGUGUAGUUGGAAAAUCAUUAAAAGGCAAUCCUGGUGUUUUUCUAAGUAGAGACGCUGGUCUUACAUGGAAACAGGUUUUAAAAGAAAUGCAUUUUUAUAAUAUGGGUGAUCAUGGAGGUGCUUUGAUUGCUGUACGUUACUAUAAAUCUGAAAAAGAAGAAACAAGCCAAAUUAUUUACUCAAUAGAUGAAGGAGAAACAUGGCUUGAAAAAAACUUUACUAAUACUAAAAUUAAAGUAUAUGAACUAAUGACUGAACCUGGUGAAAACACAACUGUUUUUACUAUGUUUGGUUCAGUAAUGGAAAAACAUGAAUGGUUGAUAGUUAAAAUUGAUUUAAGAAAUGCUUUUUCCCAUAACUGUACAAAAGAUGAUUACAAACUCUGGUCACCUAGUUCUACCAAAAGCAAUUUAAAAACAUCAUGUGUUCUUGGUCAGACACAAGUAUUUCAAAGAAGAGCUCCAAAAGCAAAUUGUUAUAAUGGACUAAAUUAUGCUCGGCCAAUACAAACAACAGUAUGUGAUUGUGAUGUUGACGAUUUUACAUGUGAUUACGGUUUCACAUGGUUAUCUAGUUCUAAACAAUGUGUUCGAAAUAAAACAAGUAGUAUUGAUCCUUAUAAAAUACCAUCAUUUUGCAAACCAGGACUAAUGUAUAAUCGAACAAAAGGCUAUCGAUUAAUACCUGGAGACUCUUGUAAACGUGGACGUUCUCUAGAAUUUUUGCCUCAAGAAGUUCCUUGUCCUUUUGAGGAAAAACAAGAAUUUCUCUUGGUGGCACAAAAAGAACGUAUCAUUAGAUUAGAUUAUGGUGAAAAACCAUUUGAAGUAUUACCUGUUCGUAAAUUAGAAAAUGUUAUUGCUGUUGAAUUUGAUGUAAAAAAUAAUUGUGUCUUUUGGGCUGAUAUUGUAACAGAUACCAUUGGGCGACAAUGUCUAUCUGAUGGUAAAGAAGGACCAGAAAUUUUAGUAGAUUCUGGUUUAAGUAGUGUUGAAGGUAUGGCUUAUGAUUGGGUUUCAAAACAUCUUUAUUUUGUUGAUGGUGCUUCAUCGAAAAUUGAGGUUAUACGCACAAAUACUAAAAUACCUGGCCAUAUGCGUCGAACAGUUGUUGGUCCUACAUAUUUAAAAAAACCUAGAGGCAUUGCUGUUCACCCUAGGGCAGGUUAUCUAUUUUGGACUGAUUGGGCUGUCGGGGAGGCAAAAGUUGCUAGGUCUAACUUAGAUGGUUCAGAUGUGAAAACUUUAGUUAGUAAUGAUUUAGUGGAAUGGCCUAAUGGCGUCACAGUAGAUUACAUUGCUGAAAGGAUAUAUUGGGUUGAUGCUCGUCAUGAUUACAUAGCAUCUAGUGAUUUACACGGACAUAAUUUUAAAAAAAUAAUAAAAAAUGAUGAAAAAGUAUCUCAUCCAUUUGCAGUAGCAGUUAUAAAAGAUUGGAUAUACUGGGAUGAUUGGAAACAAAACUCAAUAUUUAUGUCAGAUAAAGAUCAUGGUGUCAAAAUACAAACUAUUGCUUCUCAUUUACCUGGAUUAAUGGAUUUAAAAGUGUUUUCUCACAUGUCUCAAGUGGAUACAAAUGAAUGUGCCAACAAUAAUAUUUGCUCCCAUUUUUGUUUUGGCUUACCGGAUCAAAAAUUUUCUUGUCAAUGUCCAGACAAUAUGAACAAAUCUGGCAAUAUAUGUCUUUGUCCUGGUCUGAAAGAACCAUUUGCAAAUGGAUCUUGUCCAUCAGUUGGUCAUACUUGUUCAGCUGAUUACUUCCAAUGUGCUAAUAGUAAUUGUGUUCCAAAAUAUUGGCAAUGUGAUGGUGAUAAUGAUUGUGGCGAUAAUUCAGAUGAAGUAGAAAAAUGUACUAAAGUAUCAUGUGGCCCAAGUUCUUUUCAAUGUAAUAAUGGUAAAUGCAUUCCUUCUUAUUGGACUUGUGAUUUUGAUCCAGAUUGUGAAGAUGGUUCAGAUGAACUUGAUUGUAAGUAUUCUAACUGUUCAGAUGGUCAGUUCCGCUGUAAAAAUGGACGAUGUAUUACAAUGCAUUGGCGAUGUGACUUAGAAGAUGAUUGCCAUGAUGGUUCUGAUGAACUGGAUUGCCCAAAUGUUACUAAUAAUUCAUCAUCUACUUGUCCACCAAGUAGUUUUCACUGUCCUGGUACUUCUAACACUUGUAUUCCUUCUAAAUGGCAAUGUGAUGGUGAGAAAGAUUGUCCUGAAGGAAAAGAUGAAUUGAAUUGUGGGCCUACAACUUGUGAAUCGUGGCAAUUUGAAUGUGCUAACAAAAAAUGUAUAUUUGCCUCUUGGAAAUGUGAUGGAGAUGAUGAUUGUAAUGAUGGCCAUAAAAGUGAUGAACUUAAUUGUACAUCUACUUCUAAGCCAUAUCCAGUUAAUCCAACUACACCUUCACUGCCUUUUAACAUAAAUGGUUCAUGCAAUGAAUGGUUGUUUCGCUGUGGAAAUGGAAAAUGUAUUCCAUAUUGGUGGAAGUGUGAUAAAGUUAUAGACUGUGAAGAUGGAUCAGAUGAAGAACAAUGUGGAUCAUUGCCACCAAUUGAAACAAAAAAAUCUACUACUGAGUCUCCUUCAAAAGGCACCUGUCUACCACAUUAUUUUCAAUGCAAUUCUGGCUUAUGCAUUGAAGAUUCAUGGGUAUGUGAUGAAAUAAAUGAUUGUGAUCAAGGUGAAGAUGAAGCUGAUUGUAAAAACAGUAAUUUUGUUGGACUUUGUAAAAAUAACAGUAAAGAAUUUAAAUGUCGUAUAUCUGGAUCAUGCAUAGCAAUUGAAAAAGUUUGUGAUGGUACCCCUCAAUGUCCUGAUGCUAGUGAUGAAACGUUUUGUUCAAAUAAUACUCAAACUCCCAGCACACCGAGUUGUGGAAUGGGUUUAUUCCCAUGUGAUGGUAAUAGAUGUAUUCCAGCUUCUAAACGUUGUGAUCAGCAUAAAGAUUGUUAUGAUGGCACUGAUGAAGAUAACUGUGAUUCAUUAAAUAAUAAUACAAGUAUACAAGUUUCUUUAAUGUUUGUUGAAGAACAUGAGUCAACUUACAAUUCUCUUACUCUCUAUUGGGCACCACCAAAAAAUAUAAGUAUUGAAUAUUUGCCAUCUAUUUGUGAGUCCCGAUUACCUGAAACUCGUGUUAAUAAAACAUGGAUAAUAAAAAAUAAUUACAAAUUCACAUCACUCAAACCAUAUACUUCUUAUAAUAUGACUGUUUAUGUUCGUCAAAAGGAUACUCCUAGUAUAAUUUAUCCACCAGCUUUUUAUAUACUUGCAUCAACAACUGAAGGAGGAGUUCCUAGUGCACCAUUGAAUGUUAUUGUUCAACAAGUAAAUGCAGAAGAAGUAUUAGUAACAUGGACUAAACCUGAAAACCCUGCAGGCCGUAUUUCUUCUUAUAAUGUAUAUGUAGAACCACCGCAUCCAGCAAUGGUUUUAUCUGUUGAAGCGGAUUUUAAUAAUGCGACUCAAUCUUAUCCUGUCAGAUCUUCAUUAUAUCGUAAAAAUAUUGAAUAUAAUUUUUGGGUUACUGCUAAGUCAUCAGAAUAUGAGUCAGAACGCUCAGCUGUUAAAAGAUUCCGAUUUGAUGAAGAUUCUUUGGUAGAUGUGAAUUUAAAAUUAAAUAUAUCUAAUAAAACAGAAAAUUCAAUAACAGUUACCUGGGAUGAUGUAGAACAUGCUGUCGGAUUUAAUGUGAUUGCUGCAGCACCUGUUAAGGAAGGUCCUUACCCUAAUUCAAUCCAAUCAUUUAAUGUAUCAAAUGAAAGAAGUGUUCAAAAAUUAACGAUUCCCAAAUUAUCACCUGGAGUAGCCUAUACAAUAAAUGUUACACCAUAUAACAGCCGAUAUACUGGAAUGAAAUACACUAUUGUGACUAAAACUGAAGGUCAACCUUUGCCUUAUGUAACAAAUAUUUCUGGCUCUUUAGUAAGUAUCAAAGAUAAAAAAGAGUCCUCAAUUAAAGUUCAAUGGAAUCCACCAAAACAAAUGGGAAAAACAAAAUGGAUAUAUGGGGUGUAUUAUGGUACAAAUACUAAUGAGCUUCUUAGUGGAUAUAAAUACAAUACUACUGCAACUUUAGCUAUUCUGAGCAAUAUUGAAUCUUGUACAUCUCUUAUGGUUGAUGUUGGUAUUAUUGGCCCAAUAGGAGUAGGGCCAUUAUCAAAGAAACCACUCGAUAUAGUUACACCAUUUGAUCCAACUGUUCCACCUAAAGAUAUCAAAGUUGAACAAAUAAAGAAUUCAUUGAAAGCAAUGGUUAUCAUUAGUUGGAAAGCAUCUUGUCAUCCUGUUCAACAAUCUUACAGAGUGAGUAUUCUUGAAGCAAAUAAGAAUGAAAAAUUUGAUGUUACUAUUCCCAAUGUCUCUGAUUCUGAAGCAAAAAUAAGUUUCGGUAUCAAGUAUGGUGGAAAUUAUUAUAUUUGUGUUUCUUCUUAUACUCCUAAUGCAGUAUGUUCCCCACUUAUCAAUUUCCGAGGUCCAGAAUUACCUAUUCCACAUCAAAUUAAAGUAUUUAAUUUGCCUAAUAAUCAUUAUGAAAUUUCAUGGCACAAUCAUAGUUUACCUUCUGAACUGAACUCGCCGGUGCAUUACUUAAUACAUGUAUCUGAAGGAAAUCAAUUAAAUAUCACAUCAGCUAAGACUUAUAAGGCAGAUAAUACGCCAUUCAUCAUUAAUGAUCCUCCUUUAGGAGAACAACUAUCAGUAGCUAUACAGUUAGCUACUGAAGAUGGAUAUGUUUCUCAAAUGUCAGAAGUGUUUUCUUUCAUACCAAAUAAUGAAAAUCGAUCUCAAGACUCUAUUGUAGUUCGUGUAAAUAAUGGUUGGUCAUCCAUAAUAUUAGUAUUGUUAGUUAUCGGAUUGUCAGGAGGAUUAGCAUAUUUUGUGAUCAGGCAUAGAAAUCUCCAAAACAGUUUUGUGCAAUUUGCAAAUAGCAGAUAUGAUACCCGAUCUGGUUCAGCUACAUUUACUGGUGUUGAUAGUCUAGGGUUAGGAGUAUUUAAAGAUGAUGAGCCAGCAGUUCAAGGUUUCUCAGAUGACGAGCCACUAGUCAUUACGUAAAAUCAAAAAACCAACUUUUUCGUCAUCUGUGAUAUGUGUUAACUAUUCAUUUCAUUUAAAUUGACAUACUAAGUAAUUUAUCUGUUAACAAAAUUACUCUACUACUUUAUAUUACUACUUACUUAAUACUUAAUUUCCAGACUAUUUUUUAUAUAAAUUAUUAAACAUUUCUUCUCAAAGGUGUGUGUUGGUGAACUUAAAAACUAUUAGAAAUGGAUAUUAUAAUCUGCAUGUUUACUUAUAACAUAUAAAUUUGAAAUUAAUUAUUAAAUAUUAAUCAAAUUAAAAAUUUUUAAACCAUAUAUUUUUCUUUUGUGUACUAUGGAUU
Daktulosphaira vitifoliae (grape phylloxera) is the source of this 7181-nucleotide messenger RNA. RefSeq names its product sortilin-related receptor-like. Gene Ontology annotation, molecular function: protein binding. The coding region runs from base 335 to 6853 and encodes 2172 amino acids. Gene Ontology annotation, cellular component: membrane; Golgi apparatus. The transcript has 33 exons. The record is from RefSeq and is a predicted model, not a curated record. Gene Ontology annotation, biological process: post-Golgi vesicle-mediated transport. Lineage: Eukaryota; Metazoa; Arthropoda; Insecta; Hemiptera; Phylloxeridae.